AUGGCGAAACCUAUUGGCACGAAAACCAACCACGCUACCGCUCAUCAGAUCGCUGAUCCUGGAUUAGAGAAUAAUGAAAGUUCUAGUGACGACUCCAUUUCUCUUGAAAAUUAUCUCGAUACAUCUGAUAAAACUGAAGAGAAAGUUUAUCCAGAGUCCACGUCUGAAGUGGGCAACUUGAAAAACGAAGAUCAAGGUGAUGGCGUAAAACUAAGGCCUCACGUUGAAGCUCCUAUAGACAACCGUACAAAGAAAUAUACGAGGGAAUCUCGUAAACGAAGGACCUUGGAUGAGUUCCUUUGUAGAGGUGGCAUUGGGAAUGAACACGAAGGAGGACUGUCAACGGACUCCAAAGAAAUAAUUUCAAUUCCUCAAACUCCGACACAGGUAGCCAACAAAGUCAAGGAUUUGCCUGCACAGGUAUCCCUCGAAAAAACAGUGGAAGCAGAAUUCAAACGCAUGCUUGAAAAUGAAACUCAAAAUUCUAAAGAUCUAGUCGAACUUUUCCAGACCAAAUCGUCCAUACAGAAUUUACUCGGAAAGCAUACCUGUGCAGACAGUUUUGCAAUUUUAAAGGAACUACAUGGAGUACAGGGCUGGGUAGUGUCUCAUCUUGACAAUAUUUGCAAUGAAAAAUCUCGGAAUAUCGAAGAUUUGAUUAGCAAGCUCUGUGAACGUCAAAAGCUGCUUUCAAAGUAUGCACAAUCGGUGAUUCCACGAGUGACUAAUUUCACGGUGAAACUGCAAAGCAAAGCUUCGUCGAACUUUUGCAAAAACCAGUGUCCUGGAUCCAGCAAACAGUUGGAACGCCUCAAAGAAUGCGUGAAACCGGACGAUCCCAGUUACGAAAUCAUCGCUGUUGCCCAAGAGGAACUAUUAGACAUAUCAAGUGACUUAGUAUCUGCAAGGCAAGCCAGAGAACCGCUAAAAUAUUCCGUACUGGUUGAAAUGCGCAACCCACCGAACGGAGAACGCAAAUUAAUGUCCGUCUUCCUUUUCGACAAUGUUCUUGUUUGCGCUCGCCAAAGAGUUGUCGUCCUAAGAAAACACUUCAUUCAAGACUCCGAUAGUGAUACAGCAUCAAUUUCCGCGAACGCAAAGGAUCAAUCUGACUUAGUUAUGAAUGCAAAGACCAUCAGUCGCUAUGAGGUGAAAUGGUUUAUUCCGCUCGAGCAGUUGAACUCCCUCGAUUCUAAAGGGAUAGCAUUCGAUGAAGAAUACCUACUUGAACGUCUCCAAAAGAUUGAAACUCUGAAGCGUAAAAUAGUAAAAGCUCGGCAGGAAUUGCAAGAGGAGACCAGUAAGUUGGACAAAGAGCAAGCGGAAUUGGUUCUGCAAGCGCCGAAGCUGCCAUUAUUCAUCAGUGCAGCUGAUGGACAAAGAUACUGCCUUCUAAUGGCCUCAGAAAAGGAACGCAUCGCCUGGGGAUCCGCCAUUAUGAGUGCAAAAGCUGCCUGUAGACCGUCGUCUAGACGCCAGAGUUCAGCCCCGGUCUCAAAGCGCAAUUCGAUAAUACGACCAUUUUCUGCCAUCCGUGAUUCACGACGUACUGCCAAUGCGCACAAAUUGAGCAUUGAUUCAGAGACGUCAGCGCAGGAUGAGAUACUGAAAAAUGAGCUUUCCCACAUGAUAAACCACUGUAAAACUGCUGUUCCUCUCAGUAAAUUGGGGAAAGUGAUCAUUUCAGGCAAGGAAUGCUUUAAGCGGAAUCUUGGAGGUACAUGUACACGAAAUUGGUGGACUGACCGAGCCUGGGCUAUUUACUAUCAAAAGUAUGCUACCAUGGAUUUGAUUGCCUUUCUCACAGCCUACUACGUUGCAAUAGAAGUUGACUUUUAUGGUCAGUUUGAAUUGGUGGCCAAGACAAAAAGCAUAAAUACCAAGAAUCCUCGUUGGGACCAGGUGAAAAAACAUUUAUUUUUGAAAUUGAGACAUCGCAGACAAUUUGCUUUACUGUAUUUCGACAAUCAGUUGUUUUUGGACAAUUGGAGUUGCCGGCAACUUGAAGAAGACCAACUCGAUCAAAAGAAUGCAUCCCACAGUUUAAAAACCAAUGAAACCACCUCGGAACCAGUAUAUUUACAAACAUCAAUUUUGUACAAUGAACGAGAGAAAUCCACUGCGAGGUCGAGAUCAACGAAACAGUCGGAUGUAUUUGGACAACCUCUUGAGGAAGUUUUGAAACGGGACCAGGCCGAUCGGGAGAGAUUGAAGAAACAGAUAGGCGGUAAUAAGAACUACGAGGAAUUGCGAGUUCCUGUGCUGGUUACUGCCUGCGUGGAAGAGAUCGAACGACGAGGGCUUCAAGAAGAAGGCAUCUAUCGAAUUUGUGGCGCCAUCACUACCGUCUCCCGCCUUCAGGAUCUUUUUGAUCGUGAUACCAGCUUGGCUGUCAAGCAAAUUGGAGACUACGAUAUCAAUGUGAUAAGCAGUCUUUUAAAAAUCUUCUUCCGCGAACUCCCAGAACCAGUAAUACCCACAAACAGCUUUGGUGAUCUUGUCAAAGCUUCAGCAUACUCCGAUGAAACAGAAAAACUGGCAGAAUUCAGUCGUAUCUUGCAGAAAAUGCCUCGGGUGAAUUUGGACACCUUUCGAUACCUCAUGGAUCACCUUAUUCGAGUGUGCCAAUAUGAAUCGGACAACAAGAUGAAUUUGGGGAAUCUCUCAGUAAUUUGGGCAAUGACUCUGUUCCAGCCAGAGACCAUGUCCGCACCUCAACUAGUCCCAUCCACUACUGCGGAGACCUCAGACGCCAAAAAUGCACCUUCUCAUUCAUUGCAGUCAGCGACAUCGGCUAGCAUGCUUCAGACCAUGGUGCUCGGCACAGUUUUCGAUGCCUACGCCAACGGAAAUAUUUUCUUCUAUGAACGAACCGAUUGA
Molecule: messenger RNA, 2880 nt
Organism: Echinococcus granulosus
Lineage: Eukaryota; Metazoa; Platyhelminthes; Cestoda; Cyclophyllidea; Taeniidae
Product: Active breakpoint cluster region-related protein
Exons: 24
Coding region: 1-2880 (959 amino acids)
Biological process (GO): positive regulation of GTPase activity; signal transduction
Cellular component (GO): membrane
Molecular function (GO): GTPase activator activity
Source: RefSeq, a predicted model, not a curated record